AUGUCAUCGCCAUUCCCAAAAUCGCUGAAAAAUUACCUCUCAAAAAUCACAAGCCCUAGCAAACAAUCCCCCCUGAGACGGCAGAAAACGCCGUCGAUCACCGCCGGCGACGGCGGUGAUCUGUCGGAUGUCGACAAAAGCCUAUUCGAGGACUUCGGAUCGCUCUACCGAGAGGAGUACGAAGAAGGAAGGUCGGUUCCGCUGGAUUCGCUCCGCGGAUCGGGGCGGUUUUUCGUGGAAACCGGCUCGUCGAGGAGCUCGCGGAUAACCGACGACAUGUUCUCCUCCUCCGCCGCCGCAUCCCCUACGAACGAGGCCUCGUCGACAUCGGAGGAGCAGGCGGGCGGUGACUUGGCGCCGGAGGAUUUCGCGGUGCUGCAUAUGGACGCGGCGGAUCCGUACGAUGCCUUCCGGCAGUCGAUGCUGGAGAUGGUGGAGGCGAGGAUCGAUCUUAAUCGGAGUGUGGAUUGGAAGUUUCUAGAAGAGCUGCUGUUUUGCUAUUUCGAUAUGAAUAAAAGGAAAUCUCGUAGGCAUAUUCUGCGUGCUUUCGUUGAUGUGGUCGUGUUUUUGAGACAGAUCUCCGGCGAAUCUGCGGAAAGUCUGCCGCCGGUGGAUAAUGGAGAUUUGGAUGAGGAGAUGUAA
Salvia splendens (bonfire salvia) is the source of this 642-nucleotide messenger RNA. RefSeq names its product transcription repressor OFP13. Lineage: Eukaryota; Viridiplantae; Streptophyta; Magnoliopsida; Lamiales; Lamiaceae. The coding region runs from base 1 to 642 and encodes 213 amino acids. Gene Ontology annotation, biological process: negative regulation of DNA-templated transcription. The transcript has a single exon. The record is from RefSeq and is a predicted model, not a curated record.